ACGUUUAAAUGAUAAAAAUAGGCGUUAUACAAUUUCAAUAUUUGCCUCACAUUAACAGUUUUUUUAUUGCACUUUACUUAUGUGUGACAAUCAUAAACGGCUGCGUCGUCCUACGUCAUCAAAAAUAUACAUACAUUAUGCGGAAUAAAGAUACGAGUUUAUAUAUGUACAUAUUUAAAUAUCGGAAGACAAGUAAUUUACAUAUACGACUUUAAACUCACACGCGAUAAUCACAUUCGUUCAACGUGCUCAUGAUCGAGAUUUGAUAUAUCUUUCUAUAUUUCUCUUUCUCUCUUUUUUUUUAUUUCAAUGCUACGGGUUAUCCGCAAUUAUCUAUCUCUCUGGUGUCGUUAUCGAAUUCUUUGAGCCCGUCAGAAAUGAAUGGAAUGCCAUUGAUCAUCGAAAAUUGCAAGGUUGUCCGUGGUCACGUGAUCGCGAACGCGGCGGCGCUCCGCGCGACGUCAUCGACACGAAGUUACAUGUAGAUGUGACGAGAGUUGACGAAGACGAAGCUUGGCGAGAGUCGAGAGUGCGACUUUCAGUGUUCCAGGUUCCAGUGCUGGUGUUUGUUGUACGGAGAGAAAGAGCCGCUUUUGCGCAAAAAAACCGCUUGGAAUCGACAAAAUGGAGAUCGAAGUUCUGUCGGCAAAAUCUUCAAAAUUGAUUGCCAAUGUCAAUGUAAAUUCGAGCACUACAAUAGGAGAAAUUAAACAACAAUUGUAUAAAUUAAAAAAAGCACCUUACGUUCAGAGACAAAGUUUGAGAUUGGAAGCUAAAGGAAAAGCACUGUCUGAUUCGGAAACAAUUAAAUCUCUGUCACUAAGGCAAAAUGGAAAACUUUAUUACAAGGAUCUUGGUCCCCAGAUUGCCUGGAAGACUGUAUUCUUGUUGGAAUACGCAGGACCACUAGUAGUGUAUCUCUGGUUGUAUCAACGUCCAUGGUUGUUUUAUGGAAAUGUCAAUAGCAAUUAUCAUUAUGUAGCUAAUUGGGCAGCUGUCGGUUGGACAGUGCAUUAUGCAAAACGUCUGUUGGAAACUCUGUUUAUUCAUCGUUUCAGUCAUGCAACAAUGCCAUUGCGUAAUCUAUUUAAAAAUUGCUCCUAUUAUUGGCUGUUUGCUAUGUAUGUGGCAUAUCAUACAAAUCAUCCAUUAUAUACAGCUCCCAGCGCACUCCAAUUCUAUAUUGGAGCAGGGAUAUUUGCGCUGUGUGAACUGGGUAAUCUUAGCAUCCAUUUAGCUCUAAGGAAUUUGAGACCACCAGGUACUACAGUCAGGAAAGUUCCCAUGCCGACUGGUAAUCCUUUUACUGCGCUUUUCAAAUUCGUUUCCUGUCCUAACUAUACAUAUGAAGCAGGCAGUUGGAUUGGUUUUACUGUAAUGACGUCUUGUCUUCCAGCUGGUCUGUUUACGCUUGCCGGCGUAUAUCAAAUGACUGUAUGGGCAUUAGGAAAGCACAGAGUGUAUAAAAAGAGUUUUCAUUAUCCGAAAAAUCGUAAAGCUAUCAUUCCAUUUAUUCUCUAAAUCAAUGCAUUUAUAUCAAGUCGCGUAAGUUAACAAUUCUUCAUACUAUUUCAAUUUUGUUUUAUUUGAAAUUUUUAUUUUGGAAUAAAUAUUAAUAAACUUGUUUAGAAGUGAUGGUUACUUUAUCGUAAGAUGAAUACAAUAAUAUAUUAUAAUGAAAUUCGUACAUAUAGUAGUGAGUACAAAAUACAUUUGUACAUUUUGA
Nylanderia fulva is the source of this 1726-nucleotide messenger RNA. Its product is annotated as trans-2,3-enoyl-CoA reductase Sc2. Lineage: Eukaryota; Metazoa; Arthropoda; Insecta; Hymenoptera; Formicidae. The record is from RefSeq and is a predicted model, not a curated record. Gene Ontology annotation, molecular function: protein binding; oxidoreductase activity, acting on the CH-CH group of donors. Gene Ontology annotation, biological process: very long-chain fatty acid biosynthetic process.